ACCCGCCUCCUUCUCUCUACAGGUUCUCGCUGUGACGAAUGCUCACCUGGUUACCAUGGAAACCCUGGGGAUGUGGGGGGGCAGUGUCAGCCCUGUCAGUGCAACAGCAACAUCGACAUGUUGGACCCGGAGUCCUGCGACGCCCGAACCGGCGAGUGUCUGCAUUGCCUUUACCACAGCGAGGGCAACGCCUGCCAGAGCUGCAAGCACGGCUACUACGGCAACGCCCUGCUGCAGGACUGUAGGAAGUGCGUUUGUAACCAGCUGGGCAGCGACUCCUCCAGCUGUCCGUCACCCGGCGAUUGUCACUGCGACCUCAGCAGCGGUCAGUGUCGCUGCCUCCCCGACGUCAUCGGGCAACAUUGCGACCGCUGUGCGCCCGACACCUGGAACAUGGUGAGCGGCCGCGGCUGUCAGGCCUGCGCCUGCGACUCUAAACACUCGUACGGGACGUCCUGCAACGAGAUCAGCGGUCAGUGUUCCUGUCAGCCCGGCUUCGGAGGAGGAACAUGCAGCGAGUGUAGAGAGCUGUUCUGGGGACACCCAGAGGUCCAGUGUCGCGCAUGCGACUGUGAUCCUCGCGGUAUAUCGGAGCAGCAGUGUAACAAAGGCAGCGGUCACUGUGUCUGUGUGGACGGGGUUUCCGGCCCACGCUGCGACGUCUGCAGCCGUGGCUUCUCUGGAACCUUCCCCGACUGCCGCCGCUGCCACCAGUGUUUCGCCGACUGGGACAACGUCAUCGGUCAGUUGACCAAUCAGACGCACCGCCUCCUCAACAAGGUCAACGCCGUGAAAGCCAGCGGAGUCAACGGAGCGUACAAGAAGUCCAUCGACAGCAUGGAGAGGAGCGUCACCGACAUCUGGGUCAUCCUUAACCAGAAUCCAGCCUCUCAACCACUGACUGAGACCCAAGAGCUGCUGCAACAGGCCAGUGACCUGAUGGGGGCCCUGAGCCAGAUGUUGAACCACACUGAACGGACCCUGGUGCAGGUGGAGGGCGAGGACUCGGCUGCAGAACCUAAACUGAACUCUGUGAUGUCGGAUGCACAGAAACUGGAGCGAAUGGUUCAAGAGCUGUUGGAUCAGAUUGAGUUCAUGAAGAACUCUGACAUCAGAGGGGCGACGGACAGCGUCUCUAAAUACUUCCAACAGUCUCUGGCGGCUGAAGUUCGAGCGAACGCGUCCACCAUCGAUGCCGGCAGCCUUGUACAAACCUCCAGUGCUCUACGGCAACUCACAGAGGACAAACUGAACCAAACCAGAGAGGAGUUCCUGAGGAGACACACUGAGCAUGCUCAGAGACUGGACGACCUGGCAGGAGAGCUGCAGACUCUGGACCUAUCAGAGAUCAGCCACAAGACAUGCGGCAGUCCACUAUCAGGUCAGGACUCGUGCGGGUCCUCUCCCUGUGGAGGUCUGGGCUGUGUGGACUCUGAGGGUCGGACCAGGUGUGGAGGUGAAGGAUGUGACGGCGUGAAGACGGCGGCCAGAAACAUGUGGAAGAAGACCCGAGAAUCUGAGCAGGAAAUCAUCAGCGCCAUGGAGGAAGUGGACAAACUCUCCAAGAUGGUGUCAGAGGCCAAAGAGAGAGCGGACGAGGCGAGGCUGAGCGCUCAGGACGUCCUGAUGAAGACCAACAGAACCAAACAGAAAAUCCAGCAGAGCAACGAGGAUCUGAGAGUCCUCAUCAGACAGAUCAGAGACUUCCUCACACAGGACGCCGCCGACCUGGAGAGCAUCGAGCUGGUGGCCGACGAGGUUCUGGCCGUGCAGAUGCCGACCACACCGGCUCAGCUGCAGAAUCUGACCGAGGACAUCCGGCAGAAGGUGGGAGAGCUGGGACACGUGGAGAGAAUCCUGCAGCAGAGCGCGGCCGACAUCCACAGAGCCGAGGACCUGCUGGACCAGGCCCGCCUCGCCAGUGAGGAAGCAGCAGAUGUGAAGGACUCUGCAGAGAAGGUACAGCGAGCUCUGGAAGAAGCUCAGAGAGCUCAGACCGCUGCCAGCAACGCGAUCCAGCAAACCGCCGCCCACAUCCAGACCACCAAUCAGCUGCUGUCCUCCGUUAGUACUGACCAACGUUUACUUCACUGACAUCCUGUCACAAUGUGUACUAAACGUUUACU
Messenger RNA from Anarrhichthys ocellatus (wolf-eel), 2126 nucleotides. Its product is annotated as laminin subunit beta-1-like. The record is from RefSeq and is a predicted model, not a curated record. Gene Ontology annotation, biological process: cell migration; substrate adhesion-dependent cell spreading; basement membrane assembly. The transcript is spliced from 10 exons. NCBI's taxonomy places the organism in Eukaryota, Metazoa, Chordata, Actinopteri, Perciformes, Anarhichadidae. The annotation marks the transcript as partial. Gene Ontology annotation, cellular component: laminin trimer.